AAACUCACACUAAGAUCCUCAGACACCUUCAAGCAAACAUCGUCAUCUGUCUCCCUUCACUUUCACCUUCUCAAGUUCUCUGCCUUUUCAAGCUUUAACAACUGACCUAAGAUGGCUCCUGAUCUCACCAAUGCCGCCACUGCCACCAAGCCGACUGCCAUCGUCACGAGUCCACCAACCCGUGCCUAUGUCACGUUCCUUGCUGGGACCGGUGACUAUGUGAAGGGGGUGGUAGGGCUGAUGAAGGGCCUAAGGAAAGUGGGGAGCAAGUACCCCCUCGUGGUGGCGAUCCUGCCAGAUGUGCCCGAGGAGCACCGCAAGAUCCUGGUGGAUCAGGGGUGCAUUGUCCGGGAGAUUGUGCCCGUCUACCCACCGGAGAACCAGACCCAGUUUGCCAUGGCCUAUUAUGUCAUCAACUACUCCAAGCUCCGAAUCUGGGAGUUCGUGGAGUAUGAAAAGAUGAUCUAUCUAGACGGCGACAUCCAAGUCUAUGAAAACAUUGACCACCUAUUCGACCUCCCUGAUGGCCAGUUCUACGCCGUGAUGGACUGCUUCUGUGAGAAGACCUGGUCCCACACUCCACAGUACCAGAUCGGGUACUGCCAGCAGUGCCCGGACAAGGUCCAGUGGCCCGAAGCUGAGCUGGGCCCGCCCCCUGCCCUCUACUUCAACGCGGGCAUGUUCGUGUACCAGCCAAGCCUCGCUACAUACGACGACCUCCUCAAGACCGUCAAGGUCACCCCUCCAACGCCCUUCGCGGAGCAGGACUUCCUCAACAUUUACUUCAGGGACAUAUACCGUCCCAUCCCCCCGAUCUACAACCUUGUGCUAGCCAUGUUGUGGAGGCACCCUGAGAAUGUCGAUCUCGAUAAGGUCAAGGUUGUGCACUACUGUGCUGCAGGUUCGAAGCCAUGGAGGUACACUGGAAAGGAGGCGAACAUGGACCGUGAAGACAUUAAGAUGCUUGUGAAGAAGUGGUGGGACGUCUACGACGACGAGUCCUUGGACUACAAGAACUACGUAGCACCUGCAGUCGAGAUCGAGCCCAUGAACUUGCAGCCAUUUGUGGAGGCCAUGUCGGAGGCACUAUAUGUAACCGCCCCAUCGGCUGCUUAGUUCGAACCAGGGGCGGCAGGUUCCCAAGGACAAACGAAGUAUAUAGUAUGUCCUAAUCAUAUUUUAUGGUGGGUUGCUUUGAUACUCCAGCUGAUGGGAUUUCUUUUCCGUUGAAUUUGGAGGUGAAAGCAAAAACAACUUGUUUUUCAAUUUUUAUGUUUUCUUCCUUGGGUCUUUGAUGUAAAGGGUCUAAACAAUAUGACCCCCUCCCAAAAAAAAAAAUCUCAACGAUAUUAAUGCAAUAUAUUACAAUUAAUAUAGCUA
Molecule: messenger RNA, 1380 nt
Organism: Punica granatum (pomegranate)
Lineage: Eukaryota; Viridiplantae; Streptophyta; Magnoliopsida; Myrtales; Lythraceae
Source: RefSeq, a predicted model, not a curated record